Molecule: messenger RNA, 2286 nt
Organism: Heteronotia binoei (common prickly gecko)
Lineage: Eukaryota; Metazoa; Chordata; Lepidosauria; Squamata; Gekkonidae
Product: zinc finger protein 260-like
Exons: 7
Coding region: 1-2286 (761 amino acids)
Biological process (GO): negative regulation of transcription by RNA polymerase II
Molecular function (GO): DNA-binding transcription repressor activity, RNA polymerase II-specific
Source: RefSeq, a predicted model, not a curated record
AUGGAAUCCCGGAGUGCCUCUCCGCUUCCCCCUUUCCCCCGGCUGGGGGGAGAAUGGGACAUUUGCACGUCUGCAGGAAAGAGAUGCCCAGUGUCCCUUGAGGAGGUAGUCGUGUCCUUCACAGCGGAGGAAUGGGCUCUGCUGGAUCAAAGCCAAAGAAAAGUGUUCUGGGAAGUGAUGGAGGAAAAUUACGAGACUGUGGCCUCUCUGGGGGACUACAUUUACCAGAAGGACUUGCAAGUACUAGAGAGGUCAACCCUGUGCUUUCUAGGUGUUGAGAAAAUGUUUUCACCUCAAGAUGGAGAAGACACUGUAAAGGAUAUGAAGUUCCACCAAGCCUCUGUUCUUUCUUGUUUCUCCUGGCUGGAGGGAGAAUUUGGCUUUUGUACGUCUGCAGGAAAGAGAUCCCCCGUGUCCUUUGAGGGGGUAGCCAUUUCCUUCACAGCAGAGGAAUGGGCUGUCCUAGAUGCAGGCCAAAGAAAACUCUACUGGGAUGUUACAAAGGAAAAUUACGAGAACGUGGCCUCUCUGGUUGGAGCUGUGAGGGAAAUGGUGAGCGAGAAAGAAUCAGGAAGAAGACUUAUGGAAAAAGACAACAAUCUACAGGUGGAAGCAAAGUCUGAGGAUCAAGUGAAUGCCCACCUAACUAGCCAUCAAAAGGUUCACACAGGGGAGAAGCCAUAUAAAUGCUUGGAGUGUGGAAUGUGCUUCUCUCGAAAAUGGAGCCUAUCUGUGCAUCAAAGGAAUCAUACAGGGGAGAAGCCUUAUAAAUGUUUGGAGUGUGGAAAGUGCUUCUCUAUAAAAGGCAACCUAAAUCAACAUAAAAAGAGUCAUGCAGAGGAGAAGUCUUAUAAAUGCUUGGAGUGUGGGAAGUGCUUCUCUCAGAGUGGAAACCUAAGUUCACAUCGAAAGAUGCAUACAGGAGAGAAGCCAUAUAAAUGUUUGGAGUGUGGAAAGUGCUUCUCGCAGAGAGGAAGCCUAACUGAACAUCAAAAGGUUCACACAGGGGAGAAGCCGUAUAAAUGCUUGGAGUGUGGAAAGUGCUUCUGUUAUAAAACCAGUCUAAAGGAACAUCAGAAGAUUCAUACAGAGGUAAAAUUGUAUAAAUGCUUACAGUGUGGAAAGUCCUUCCGUCACAGUGCAAACCUAACUGCGCAUCAAAAGAUACACACAGGAGAGAAGCCACAUAAAUGCUUGGAGUGUGGAAAACGUUUCUCUGCAAGUAACCACCUAAGUAGACAUCAAAAGGUUCAUACAGGAGAGAAGCCAUAUAAAUGCUUGGAGUGCGGAAAGUGCUUUUCUAGUAAAGAUGCCCUAACUGCACAUCAAAAGAUUCACACAGGAGAGAAGCCAUAUAAAUGUUUGGAGUGUGGAAAGUGCUUCUCUCGGAGUGGAAGCCUAAGUUCACAUCAAAAGAGGCAUACAGGAGAGAAGCCAUACAAAUGUUUGGAGUGUGGAAAGUGCUUCUCUCAUAAUGGCCACUUAAGGAGACAUCAAAAGGUACACACAGGGGAGAAGCCAUAUAAAUGCUUGGAGUGUGGAAAGUGCUUUUAUCAGAAUUACCGCCUAACAGCGCAUCAAAACAAACAUACAGGGGAGAAGCCAUAUAAAUGUUUAACUUGUGGAAAGUGCUUCUCCCAAAAAAACAGCCUAGCUGUACACCAAAAGGUUCAUACGGGGGAGUUGCCGUAUUCAUGCUUAGAGUGUGGAAAGUGCUUCUCUCGGAACAGCAGCCUAACUGCACAUCAAAAGAUUCACACAGGGGAGAAACCAUAUAAAUGCUUGGAGUGUGGAAAGUGCUUUCGUUACAAAAACAACCUAAAGGACCAUCAGAAGAUUCAUACAGGGGUAAAGUUGUAUAAAUGCUUGGAAUGUGGAAAGUCCUUCUGUCACAGAGCAAACCUAACUGCGCAUCAAAAGAUACACACAGGACGGAAGCCACAUAAAUGCUUGGAGUGUGGAAAGUGCUUCUCUAUAAGUAGCCACCUAAGUAGACAUCAAACGGUUCAUACAGGAGAGAAACCAUAUAAAUGCUUGGAGUGUGGAAAGUACUUCUCUCAGAGUGGAAACCUAAGUGCACAUCAAAGGAGGCACACAGGAGAGAAGCCAUAUAAAUGCUUGGAGUGUGGAAAGUGCUUCUCUGAGAACGGCUCUCUAUGUGAACAUAAAAAGAUUCACAGAGGAGAGAAACCAUAUAAGUGCUUGGAGUGUGGAAAGUGCUUUUAUCAGAAUUACCGCCUAAUUGCACAUCAAAACAUACACGUAGUGGAGAAACCAUAUAAAUGA